AUGGAAAACUUUGCUGAAGGCAUUUCCGGGCAGGAUUCCGAGGCGCAGCCUAACGAUAGUGUGAUGAGCAACAUGCAAAAUAUGUUGUCAUCAAUUGAAAUAUCCAGUGGAGAUGAAGACCUCGGUAACAUUGAAGUUACGGGUCCAAAUGUGCCUCCUUUUUUCACUGCGUCUGCAUCGGGAGCAGCUGCAGCACCAUUGAAGCGCUUAAAGAGCGAUCAGCCGGAGCCGGUGGUUGCCAAGAAAGCCAAGCCGAAUGUCAUUCAGGGCAGUGUUGGUAACGAUGCCACAGUCCCAAAGCCACUGAAUGAAGCACUUAAGUAUGUCUACAGCGAUUCUGCUGUUAAUUCGGGCUCCUCCAAGUACAAAAAACAAAUAGAUGUGCAGCACAUCACGAAGUGUUUCCGCGAAAUUGGCGGCAUGGAGGAUACGCUUAAGGAGCUUUGCGAGUUGUUCAUACACAUACAUAAGAAGCCGAUUUUCUGUUAUCAAUUGCGACUGAUACCCUCGAGGGGUAUCCUGCUGCAUGGACCACCAGGCUCCGGCAAGACCUUUCUGGCCCGUGCCAUAAGUGGACAACUGAAGAUGCGGCUGCUUGAAGUGCCGGCCACUGAGCUAGUUGGUGGCAUAUCCGGUGAGUCCGAGGAGCGCAUACGCGACGUUUUUCAACAGGCCGUGUCCUGUUCGCCCUGUGUUUUGUUCAUUGAUGAGAUCGAUGCCAUUGCCGGUGACAUGAAUCGCGGCAUUGUAUCGAAGCUGAUAAGGAGCUUGGAUAAUAUGUGGAUGGACAGGUUUGCCCGCAAAGUGAUAGUGAUUGCUGCCACCACGCGUCCUGAUGUCCUAGAUCCUGGCCUGCGUCGUGCCGGUCGCUUCGAACACGAAUUUGCUUUACGCAUACCGACGUGCAAGGAGCGUCGUAAACUGAACUAUGACGAGAUAGCCUUAGCUAGCCUUAGCUAUCUCGUCAUAGUUCAGUUUACGAUCAACUUGUAA
Drosophila kikkawai is the source of this 993-nucleotide messenger RNA. Its product is annotated as nuclear valosin-containing protein-like. Lineage: Eukaryota; Metazoa; Arthropoda; Insecta; Diptera; Drosophilidae. Gene Ontology annotation, molecular function: ATP hydrolysis activity; ATP binding. The record is from RefSeq and is a predicted model, not a curated record.